AUGGUGCACGUGAGCUUCUAUCGCAACUAUGGUAAGACUUUCAAGAAGCCAAGGCGUCCGUAUGAGAAGGAGCGCCUUGAUGCUGAGCUGAAAUUGGUGGGUGAGUAUGGCUUGAGGUGCAAGCGUGAGCUGUGGCGUGUGCAGUAUGCCCUCAGCCGCAUCCGAAAUGCUGCAAGGGAGCUGCUCACCCUCGAUGAGAAGAAUCCCCGCCGUAUCUUUGAGGGCGAGGCACUCCUGCGCCGCAUGAACCGCUAUGGUCUUCUUGGCGAGGGUCAGAACAAGCUUGAUUAUGUGCUUGCGCUCACUGUUGAGAACUUCCUGCAGCGCCGCCUUCAGACCAUUGUCUUCAAGAAUGGCAUGGCGAAGUCCAUUCAUCAUGCUCGUGUGCUCAUCAGGCAACGCCACAUUAGAGUUGGGAGGCAACUUGUCAACAUUCCCUCAUUCAUGGUGAGAGUUGACUCAGAGAAGCACAUUGACUUCUCCCUUACCAGCCCACUUGGUGGUGGUGAACCUGGAAGGGUGAAGAGAAAGAACUCAAAGAAGGCUUCUGGUGGAGGCGGUGAUGAUGAGGAGGAAGAGUGA
Messenger RNA from Miscanthus lutarioriparius, 582 nucleotides. NCBI's taxonomy places the organism in Eukaryota, Viridiplantae, Streptophyta, Magnoliopsida, Poales, Poaceae. The record is from the annotation of a GenBank genome assembly.